Messenger RNA from Lathyrus oleraceus (garden pea), 1075 nucleotides. RefSeq names its product ankyrin repeat-containing protein BDA1. Lineage: Eukaryota; Viridiplantae; Streptophyta; Magnoliopsida; Fabales; Fabaceae. The transcript is spliced from 3 exons. Gene Ontology annotation, molecular function: protein binding. The coding region runs from base 1 to 732 and encodes 243 amino acids. The record is from RefSeq and is a predicted model, not a curated record.
AUGCUGAAAAAUUUGAAAGCUGGAAAAAUAUUGCACGGAGUAGAGAUGCCUCAAUUGGAUCUUUUGAGCUACAAUGCAUCCCUAAACGGUUCUGUAACUACCUUAAACACACUCAUCCAAAACAACCCUCUUCUACUCCACAAAGUUUCACUCUCUCCCUUUAACAAAACUCCACUACACAUUUCCUCUCUUCUUGGACACUUACAAUUUUGUGAAACUCUUCUGAAAAACAAACCAAGUUUCACCAAUGAAGUUGACUCAAAAGGACGGUGUCCUCUUCAUCUAGCUUCCGCUGAGGGACACACCGAUGUGGUGAAAGCUCAUUUGUUGGCAAACCAGGAUGUUUGUUUGGUUUUUGACAAAGAUGACAUGAUUCCUUUGCACUUUGCUGUAAUAAGAGGACGGAUGGGGGUAAUUAAGGAGUUGCUUAAUGCUAGACCGGAUUCGAUUCGAGUUUUGAAUGACGAUGGUUCUGUUUUGCACUUGUGUGUUUUGUAUAACCAUUUGGAGUCGUUGAAGUUGUUAUUGGAAUCAGUUAUAGUAGAUAGUCAGUUGUUGUUUGCCAAAGACAGAGAGGGCAAUACAAUUCUGCACUUGGCAAUUAGGCUCAAACAAAUUAAGACCAUAAAAUACUUACUUUUGCAGCCUGAAAUAAGAACAGCAGCAAUUACUUUUGAAGCUGUUAGAGCCUUGCGAGAGAUUUUAUUAGCCUUAAAAUUGAAGAAAUGUUAAUUGAAGUCGGGGUUCAAAGAUCUACGCAGAUGGAUUCUGAGUCGCAAUAUGCAUCAUUGCCAAGCAUAUUCGAUCAAGAUCAGUCAGGUCAAUUUAAUGAAGAAGUUCAAAAUGGAAGAAGGAAAAUGUGGGAAAACUUGUGGUCCAAGUAUCUACAAUACCAAGGGAACUGGAUAGAAGAAACAAGGGGAACAUUGAUGUUAGUGGCCACUGUUAUUGCAACAAUGACUUUUCAAUCAACAAUAAGUCCACCAGGUGGAGUUUGGCAAGAAGAUACACAUACUGGUGGACGUAACUGUACUACUUAUGGUAUAUGUAAAGCAGGUACUGCAGUUUUAGCUUA